Colletotrichum higginsianum IMI 349063 is the source of this 411-nucleotide messenger RNA. Its product is annotated as Methyltransferase CmcJ. The coding region runs from base 1 to 411 and encodes 136 amino acids. Lineage: Eukaryota; Fungi; Ascomycota; Sordariomycetes; Glomerellales; Glomerellaceae. The record is from RefSeq and is a predicted model, not a curated record. Gene Ontology annotation, molecular function: oxidoreductase activity. The transcript has 2 exons.
AUGAACGGGGGGUGGGGAGAAAUUGAUCUGACUGACUCCAUUUGUUGCAGUGCCUGGCGUCCCUUAGAACAGGUCGAGAACUGGCCACUCGCUGUAUGCGACGGCUCAUCAAUAACCUAUGAUGAUCUCAUAGAGGUUGAUUUGAUACGAAAGGACUAUAUUGGGUCAACUAUGUUCGCCAAAUUCAGGCCUGGCUAUAGCUGGUACUAUCUUGAAAGCCAGCGUCCAGAUGAAGUCUGCCUUUUCAAAAACUUCGAUAGCCAAGAAAACUCAAAGGCACCAAUAUGCCCACACUCCUCCUUUGAGCAAGAUGAUGUUCCCCUAAAUACAAGGCCUAGAAAAAGCAUCGAGGUCAGAGCAUUCGUCUUCGGCGGUCCGCAGCAACGCCCCUCAGCAGCUGCGGACACAUAG